AUCUCCCUUGUUCAAUUCAGGCAAAGCUCCUAGAGCCAGCUCAGUAUCAACAUGUCUCCUCUCUAGGCAAUUUUGCCCUCUGGGGUCCUUACUAGCUCCUCUGCCAAUCUAGAUCCUGGAGGCGGGGCUGACAGCGGAGAUGAGGCCCCUCCUCCAGCUCCCAUCCAAUCAGGAUCCCUUCCUCUGGGGGCUGGGCCCACAGGCAGCUCUCCAAGUCUGUAGCUCUUUCGCUAGGCUUAUAGCCAGGGAUGAUGUGCUACUGCUGGCGCUGCUGCUGUCAGCGGCUGCCCUGUGCCCUGACACUGUUGCUGCUACUGCCACUUGCUAUGGCUUCUGAGGGCCCAAACCGUUGUGAUUCCAUAUACCAAGGCUUUGCUGAGUGUCUCAUCCGCCUGGGGGAGAGCAUGGGCCGUGGACUCGAGCUACAAACUGUCUGCAGAUCCUGGAAUGACUUCCAUGCCUGUGCCUCUCGGGUGCUGUCAGGCUGCCCAGAGGAGGCUGCUGCAGUGUGGGAGUCACUGCAGCAAGAAGCUCGCCGUGCCCCCCACCCAGAUAACUUGCACAUCCUCUGUGGCGCCCCUGUGAGUGUUCGGGAGAUGGUUGCUGGUCCAGAGACCAAUCAGGAGACACUCCGGGCCACAGCUCCUGCACUGACUCCAGCCCCAACCCCUGCAUUACUUGCUGCUGCUCUGGCACUUGCCUGCCUCCUGGGGCCUCUGGCCUAAACAGUCUGGUUGGCUAGUCAACAGUGCCCUUGCCUCCCAUCACUGAAUGCAGUGGCCGCUGUGUGGGCUCUGCAGAGUGUGCAUAAUUUU
Messenger RNA from Cricetulus griseus (Chinese hamster), 815 nucleotides. The record is from RefSeq and is a predicted model, not a curated record. NCBI's taxonomy places the organism in Eukaryota, Metazoa, Chordata, Mammalia, Rodentia, Cricetidae.